Cooperia oncophora is the source of this 600-nucleotide messenger RNA. The record is from the annotation of a GenBank genome assembly. Lineage: Eukaryota; Metazoa; Nematoda; Chromadorea; Rhabditida; Trichostrongylidae.
AUGAUUCUCGCAGAAGAGCAACCCACUUCGGAGACAAAUUCCAUGUUCUCAACUCCGGCUGAAAACGCCGGACCAUCGACGACUACUUCCACGGCAACUGACGUAGCGCUCUGCAGGAUAUGUCUCGAUGACAACCAAGAAGUUUCCAAACUAAUUUGUCCAUGCAACUGCAAGGGAAGUGUCGCCAGAACUCACUCAGCUUGUCUCGAAAAGUGGGUUGAAAUUACUCACAAUACAAAUUGUCAGAUUUGCGGAACGGAUUACGAGUUAGAAUCGUGUGGAUGGAAAAAUGUUACCGAAUGGACCGCACCCCGACCUUUAUCGAACGAAUGGGAAGAUGUACUAGAUUUCCGUUGUUGCAUAGCAUGGCUGAUCUAUUUCAGCCGAUUCGUCUACAUGAAUGCCACCUAUGGUGCAAAAGAAACAAAUCGUCAAAUAACUGAGGCAAUCGGCGACGGAGUCUUUGCCAAAUGUUGGUGGUUUGCAUUUUGGAUGAAUAUGAUUUAUUAUGGAUCGAUAACCGUUCUUCUAACGGACCAGUGGAUAACGGAAAACCGCGUCUACAGAUUCCGCGAUCGACGACCACCAAAGAAGCGUUAA